AUGAAAUUUCACAUUCUAUUCUCCAUAGUUACAGUUCUGCAGCUUUGCAGAGGUGCAGAUGAUGAAAAGAGUGGAGCCACUAGUGAUUCGAAUCACCUCAGAGUUAAAUCUGCAGACGAAACCGAAAGACCAUUCACUCCAGAACUAACUGAUCCAGUUACUCUAGACAUUAAAGUCCCUGAUCCGCUACGCUUUUCGGUCUUUGAAGACAAUGAAGAUGAGAUUAAGCACAGGGACUUUUACCCAGAGUCGACUAGUUUCAUCGUUUCCAUUACUGAAGGAGAGACUGUAAUAUGGACGGCCAAAGAUGGAGAAAAGUGUGUCUAUGCAGAAAUCUUCAUGGGAGAGGAUUUAAACCUUCUCGGUGUUUCAGUAAGGCUGGCAGCCAAAGUCAGCUUUACCUUUUUCGAGAAGAUUGAUGGCGCCUGGAAGGAGAUAAGCACAGAGAGGUUCCAUACAAUAAUCCAAGGCCUAGAAGAACGAGAGAAUAGCAAGGAUAAGACACCCCCUGCAUCUCCGGGGGAGUCUAGGCGGGAGGGGGUUGCAAAGCCAGACACUCCUGUGGUAAAGUCAAAGAGUAAACGUGCCAAGAAGAAGGCCAGAGAACAAGAGGCCAUGGAAUACGCCAAAAAGAUAGCGAGUCUAAAGAUAGUGGAGCCUGGAGAGGUGACGGAGGAAUACCCAGUCCCGUUACCGCCACCACCUCCGCCCUUUCAUGUAUGCAACUGCAGUUUCAUGUGCUCACCAGGCGCUCACAAACCAGAGGAGUCAAAGAAGGAGGACGGAGACUUGGAUGAAUGUACCGAUGGUCUAGAGGAGGUCUCCCUAGAUGCCGACGUAUUCGAGGGACCAAAGGGAGCAACCGCAGAUUCCAGCACCCAGCAUACACCGUCUCUAGAAAGAAGAUCUUUAGGGCAAAAGAAGAUCCCACUUUCACAAACUGGCCACGGUAAGAAUCCAUUCCUGCCGUUGCUAGACCCUGUCACUAUGGACAUUUGCAAACCAGACAAGUUCCUGGUUGGCGUUGAAGAAGACUACGACGGUGAAACGAGGAAUGUGAUCCUGGAGCCCAGGGAUGACAUUAGUGUAGUCUCAAUCACAGAAGAUGGCGUUCCAAUAUGGUCAGCCUCUGGAGAUGAAAAAUGCACAUGCGUCGAGGUCUCAAUAGGGGAAAACUACAAGAUCGUCUACCUCGACAUCAGAGAGGAGAGAGAAGUCGUAUCAAAGUGCUUUGAGAAGGUCAAUGGAGAAUGGAAAGAGAAUGAAUGCAAUGCCGCUAUAUGA
Molecule: messenger RNA, 1284 nt
Organism: Theileria equi strain WA
Lineage: Eukaryota; Apicomplexa; Aconoidasida; Piroplasmida; Theileriidae
Product: signal peptide containing protein
Exons: 1
Coding region: 1-1284 (427 amino acids)
Source: RefSeq, a predicted model, not a curated record